AUGGUAGAGGUUAAGAGGCGAUGGGUGCCGCUGAAUGGAUUGCAGUUCGGUGUCAUGGUGCGGUCUUACUUGCCGUUGAAGAGACACCCAAGCUUGUUCUACCACAACCACCAGUUCAUGAACGUGUAUGCUGGUGCGGAAGUCUAUGUAUUUGAAGAAAGUGAAGAUGGCAAAUGGUGCAGGGCUUAUUUCUGUUGUAGACCUUUUCCCGAGGAGUUUAUUGCCAGCUCUUCCUCCACUAACGAGAAACUACCCGACGUGAAACCAGUGGUAUGUGUGUUUCCGAAAUGCUAUGUUGCAUUGGAUCCCAAUAGGUUUGUUCACAUCAUAUCGUUCUUUAAGGCCCCAGAUAGAUCUGAUUUUGAGAACGAACAGCUUGCGGAAUGCAAGUCACCAAGUCUAUAUGAUACCUUAAGUGAAUCACAAGAUCAUGAAGUAGCCAAAUUAGCAAAUUCAAAGCCAACAAGACCACCAUUUCCGUACUUUAGAUACCAGAAAAGGCCCUUUGUUGAUGAGAUGGGGCCCGUGCUAUCCCUACUGUGUUCACAUAUUUACUGGAUGUACUCUCUUGGUGAGUUUGAGAUACAUACAAAGCUUGUUGGCCUUUAUUAUGAGUUGGAUAAUAUAAGACUACGAUUGAGAUUGCAAUUGACUACUGAAAUUGAAAGGAUAAAACUAAUCAGAGCUGCUAACUCGUUACUUGCCAAGAUUUCCAAGUUUAUUUCUUCAAAGGGAAGAACAAAUAGGUUUUUGAUUCAAUCGAAAUCAUCCAACCCUGAUCCUUACGGAUUUGAAGGUAUUUUUGCUAGGGAUAUAAUUACAGGUGAGUUACUAUCCUACCACGACACCGAAUUGAGAACAUUGAUGUUAAGCUCGAUGUUGUAUGGGCUAACAAAUAAUUUUCCGAACACCGAAUCUAGUAUAUUACAAUUCGAGGCUCCCAAAUGCGAAGUUUAUGAUAGAGCAAAAUCACAUAUCUUAAUAGAUUUUAAAUCUAUCACAAGUGACCCAUCAGUUCUGAACCCAAAUUUGGAAAAUGCAACGGCAAUCACCUAUUUAAUGACCCCAAAUGAACGCUUAACAGAUCCUAUAGAAUUUCAGAUCCCUAAUGGCAAAAGAGACACUAGUUUUGUAACACUACUUUUUGAGAGUUUAUUUCAUUCCGUAAUAAAAAAAAACAAAAUAUACCUUGUUCUGAUUAUUACGGAGACGGUGGAUAUAAAUACGAACACUAUGAAAAGCAAAGCUGCCUUGUCUUCCUUCAAGGAACCUUUCAUACCAUUUAAAGAAAACGAUGAAUCGUUGUUACAUAAACUUAAAAGAGGUAUUGUUGCUGGUGUUAUAGAUAUAUCUCCUGUGUUUUCAAAACAGAAAGGUAUUGCCCAUGCAGAUACACCACAUAGAUUUGUCAUCAAUUUGUUUGGUUCACGGUUUAAAUCUGGCUUCUGUCCUUCAUCUGCAUCUCAAAAUAGUUAUGAUGAUCAAGAAACUUUACUGGGAUGGGGUGCUCUAGUGAAUAACAUUUUGAGUGACUCGACUAUGGGUAUUGCUAUCAACCCAAGAGCUUUAUCCGUGCCAGUUACAGUCAAAGAAAUACUUGAUGAACCUUUUGCAGAUAAGGUAAGAAGCUCAAAUAUUAUUUCGGUGUUAAGCGUUCCUAUGAAAGUAAAUCGCAAUAAAAUAGAAAAGAAAGAAAGCUUGUAUCUGACGCUAGGUUGUGUCUGUCUUUGUGAUAUUGGUCAAAAAGAAACUAACAUUAAAAAUAUCGCGGUACAAGUAAAUUCAAAGAACGACAAAGUUAAAUUCUCUUACAGUGACCUAGGGGUUAAACGUAAUAACUGGAAUUUUAUAUCAGUCAGACCAGGUGAAUCUAUUGGCGAAACAGUAAGAAUAGAUGGUUUGGAGCAUAUGGCAGAAGAUGAGUCCAUUAGAGUUUUGGUAUUUUUGAAUGGCUUUUUAAUGGCAAAAUCAAAUAUUUGCAUAAAAAAGAAUGGAGUUUUCCUUGAGUACAAGAAAUUCACUGGUUUUCAUCUAAUGUCUUCUAUCGGUCAGAAACUAGUUAAUUUACAACUGAAACUCAAAUAUAAUGGUGCCAAUUAUAAUAUUCAUCCUUCAAUUUCAAAAUUCUUAGUAUUUAGAGAUUACUCUGAUAUGUUGGCUGAAUGCAAAAAGCAAUCAGUCGACUGCAUCAUAUCUGGCUUACAAGAUGCUCCAUUGCCACAACUAAUUGUUCAUUUCCAUUCACUUUUGCGCAAGCUACUUCAAUAUUUCAAGGAUGUCAAAGAACUAAAUCAUGAUAAAGAAGGAAAAAAAAAUAGGCUAACUGUGUUUGCUAAUUUAGUAGGAUUAUUAAACUCCCUUGUUGUCGAUGACGUAAAUGAUAUAUGCUUUUUUGAAGAAUUUUAUGAAAACUUACCUCUGCAUGAACCCGAAUUAUCAAUGACAGGUAUAGAGAUUGUUAAUUGUAUGUCCGAUGUUUUUGAGCCUGGUUUCGAGUGCUGGCAUAAAAUUGGAAGACAAGCUUGCAAGGCUUUUGUUCAUCUUUUGUUACUGUCUACUAUUUCAUGUCUUGAUUAUAUGAAUGAAUGGAAACAAGCGGUAAAAAGUCUGUUUGUGAAUAUCACAAAAUUCUUAUCUUUAACUGAGGAGUCAAUAUACUAUGAUCAAAUAUUGAUUCUUAGAGCUUACCCACUCUGUAUUUCAGCAUUACAUCAAUAUUUUGAACCAUACGAACUUCUGAUUGUUACAGAUCGUUUGUUUGGUAGUUGCCAGGAGAAGGAUAAUAAAUUAAACUUUACCCAAAAAUGCAUAUCACCAGAAGAAGAGAAAUACCUGGGAGAGAAAUUCUCUUCUUUAUUGAGUGUCAUCACACACAAAUCUCUUCAAACAUAUCUAUUUGACUGUAACGAUAACUCAAAUAUGAAACUAGAGUUUUUCUCAAGAUGUAUAGAAUGGGUUCAACAGCCAUACUUCUAUUACUCAGAUAAUAACGAUGUGAUUUCGUAUACGCGGGUUGCAAAUACAGUAAUGAUGACACUUCUAGAAAAUAUUACUAAUGUCCAAAUUCUAAGAAAUUUAAUUAGAUUAAUACCUAGAUAUUGUGAAUACUUUAUUCUCAUAAGAAAGUAUUGUAAAAAGGCGAACUUUUUCAGAACGAGAAGAAUAUUCACCAAGCUGUUUCCCACACAGACUGCGCCAUUCAGUAUACCAAUGGACUCUAUUGUAAAUGAUGAGGUGGUUAUUGAAAUCCUUCUAGAAAUUGCAACAAUAAUAUGUAAAAUCACCAAAAUGGCUACAACACUUUAUGGGAAGAACCCUUCUUUUCUAGAAAUCAUUAAUGAAUGCAAGAAUGAUACUCACUUUCAGUCAUCCGCUUAUAUUAAACAUUGUUCGAAGGAAACUGUGUUACUAAUAACUAAAACUCAGAAAUACUUUUUAAAAGGUGAUUUCUUUCCAUGCAAAAAGUGGUUAGGUGUGACUGCAUUAUUUGCUCGUUCAUGUUUAAUCAUGCUUACUAUGUGUAAACAGUUUAUGAUUAAAGAAUUUUCGCCAUAUCCAAUAACAAGAGGGAAUGAUAUGCAUUUCGAUGAACAAUUAUGGGCAGACUAUUUUUCAGCAUUAUUUAUGAUAGCCAAUCACAAGGUUAGUACGUUAACCAGGUUGGCAAUUAUACCAAGAAAGGCUGUAUACUUGAUAUCUGGCAACUUAAAAAAGCAAGUAUCUUCUGUUUUGAGUGAAUGUUGGACUGGGUUAGCCAAUGAAAGCUUUGACCAUGAUUUCCUAUGUAAAUAUGGUACUGGCGACGUUUCAUCAUAUCAACUACAACUACUGACAAACCACCCAAAUAUAGUACGUGAAAUUUUCAGAUUUGGUUUAAACAGACAUCUACAAGCAGUCAAAACCAGUACCAACAUAAUAUGGACAAUGGUUCUUUUAUUUUGGAAUCACUAUGAGUCUCUACAACCGGCAAUCAACCUUUGUAUUCCAGAAUUGUUUAAUGCUUACCAAAGUGGAAAAUUCUACAUGUAUGACGAUGAAUUAGAAAGAUUCAUGAUUUGCUUGUUUUACCGAAUCCAUAUUGAUGAACAUGAUGUUAUGUAUAAUCCUCUAAUUGACUUUUUAGAAAAGAUAAUGGGAUUUUUCCAUAUUGUUAGCGAAACUUAUAAAAUUCCUACACAGCAAGAAUUUGAUGACGAUAGAACGGCUCAUCGAAUUGAAAUGUUUAGCUACUUAUUAGAAGCUGAUAGACCAGAAUUAUUUCAUAAAAUGGUGUAUGAUUUGUUCAUACAUUUCAUACAGAAGAGGGACAAUGUUCAGGCCGGAUUAUGUUUGGAACUGUUGGCUAAUACCUACGAAUGGGAUCCUAACGACUUUUUGUCAGCCAUAGCUUAUCCUCCUUUACCAGAGCAAUCGAGCUUUGAAAGGAAGGAAUAUUUAUUCAAGGAAGCUGCUAGAAAUUUUGCCAAAGGUCUAAAACUUGAAAAAGCAUUAUCAAUUUAUAAAGAUCUAACGAAAGCAUACGAUGAAAUUAAUUAUGAUUUGAAUGGUUUGGCUUUUGUCCAUGACCAGAUUGCUGCAAUCUACACAGAAUUACAGUCUGUGGAUAGACUAGUUCCAACAUACUUCCGUGUUGCAUUGCUAGGUUUUGGUUUCCCAAAUUCUUUAAGGAACCGUAUGUUCAUAUUUGAAGGUUUACCAUUUGAGCAUAUAACGUCAAUGCAUGAUAGACUGUUAAAAAUAUAUCACGGUUCUAGUAUAGUCCAAACGUUAGAUGAGGUGGAUGAAUUAUUAAUGCAUCCACCAAUGGGCAAAUUCAUCCAUGUUUGUACAGUAGAACCGAGGUUUGCGUUAUCGGAACAAUACUCAACUAGUAGAAAGAGUGAAUUAAAUAACAAGAUCAGGAUGUACAUUGAAAACAGAAACUUGCGGACUUUUAGCCAUUUCAGGAGAUUGGCUGGUUCCAAGUCUGUAACUGAUCUAUGGGUUGAAGAAUACACAUAUGGUACAGUUAAUACAUUCCCAACACUGAUGAACAGAUCGGAGAUAAUUGAAGUAUCACGAAGGAAAUUAUCACCACUAGAAAAUGCUUUGAGGACACUACAGAUGAAAAUCCAGGAACUAUAUGGUUUGGAAAACAUGUGUUAUAAAGUUAUCAAAGAACAAAGCGACUACAUUAAUGUAUUGAACGAACUUUCAAGAAGUAUAACUGGUACCAUUUCAGCCCCAAUAAAUGGAGGCAUCUCUCAAUAUAAAGUAUUCCUUGAGGAGGCGAACCGUGAUAAGUUUGAUAAAAACGACUUGAAACUAUUAAUGUCUAGUUUUGAUGAACUGGUGCAUGCGUUGAGCAAGUGCUUAGUUUUACAAAGUGAGCUAUCUGGAACAGGUAGCACCAACAAGUCGGGACACAAUCUACUGGUAGAGUUAUUUGAAGAGAAUUUUGCGGAAGAGAUCAAGAGAAACCGUAUUGAUAUCAGCACCAUGAGUGUGGACUCCAUCAUGAAGGACUCUAACAAGCCCGUGCAUAACAAAUCAGUGGUACACAAGUGGCAUAUCAAUUCACAUUGGGACAGACCUAACUUUGGGAAGUCACAGCGGGUCAAGAGCGAUACAAAUGAUAAUGGCGUGCCUUUUGGCACAUCUAUGUUGGGGAGAUACCUGUCUAGCACUAGAUCACAAUCAAGAAAUGCAAGUGAGAGAAACACAGCUGCAUCCAGCCCUAUGCCAUACGCUAUACCAGACUUCUAA
This is a messenger RNA of Nakaseomyces glabratus, 5745 nucleotides long. It is a transcript of the gene DCK1, whose product is annotated as guanine nucleotide exchange factor DCK1. Gene Ontology annotation, molecular function: guanyl-nucleotide exchange factor activity; small GTPase binding. Gene Ontology annotation, biological process: small GTPase-mediated signal transduction. The record is from RefSeq and is a predicted model, not a curated record. Gene Ontology annotation, cellular component: cytoplasm; plasma membrane. Lineage: Eukaryota; Fungi; Ascomycota; Saccharomycetes; Saccharomycetales; Saccharomycetaceae.